AUGGCAGGUCACCGCUUCCUACUUACGAACUUGAACCACUGUGCUGGUGCGCAGGACCUGCUCAUGCAAACCAUGCUACAGUGGUCAAGCAACGUGGCCGUCAUCGCAGAGCCUUACUUUGUGUCUCCCCAGCCCAAUUGGGUCGGCGACCCGUGUAACUCUGUGGCAAUUGUCGUGGCUACUGGUCCGGGCUCUAUGCCCCUAUCCGUCCGGGACAGGGAACCCGGAUUUGUGUCCGCCUCCUGGGGCGAGUAUUUGGUUUUCGGGAUCUACUUCUCUCCCAACGCUCCGUUGGCUGAGUACCAGCUUUUCCUAGAUCGCUUGGGAAUAGCUGUCAGGAGGGCAACUCAGUCCAACGUGAUCGUGCUGGGCGAUUUCAAUGCCCACAGCACGACAUGGGGAUCCCCGGAGACCAAUGAUCGCGGCGAAGCGGUCGAGGAGUGGGCGGCGUUGUGCGGCCUUGUGCUGCUCAACCGUGGCUCAACCGACACGUGGGUGCGACGGCAGAGCGGGUCCAUAGUGGACUUAACGUUCGCUAGCCCUGCCUUAGCAUCGCGCGUGUCGAAUUGGCGGGUUCUGGAUGAUGUGGAGACACUCUCGGACCACCGCUACAUUACGUUCGAGGUCGCCACAUCAUCUAGUGAUUCCAUCUCCCGUCGGGAUAGGGAAGCCAGACCAUCGGUCUUCCCGAGGUGGUCACUCGCGCGCCUCAAUGAGGAGCUGCUGGAGGAGGCUGCAAUUGUCCAGGCAUGGACUAUGCAGCCCGUUGAUCCAGCAGAGGUGCACGAGGGUGCCCUCAGAUUCAGGGAGGUUCUCACGCAGAUAUGCGACGCGGCUAUGCCUCGUGCGAAGAGGCAGCCCCCAAGGCGAGCGGUAUACUGGUGGACUCAAGAUAUAGCUGAGCUGCGCAAAGCUUGCGUUGCGGCGCGUCGCGAGUUCACCAGAUACCGGAGACUGCAGAGUCGCAGCGAAGAAAGGGAGGACCUGCUGCAUAACAUCUACAGCCAGUCCAAAAAGACCCUUCAACUGGCAAUCAGCAGGUCCAAAACCCUCUCCAGGCAGGAGAUGCUGGAGGAUCUCAACAGGGAUCCGUGGGGACGCCCGUACCGUGCGGCGAGAUGCAAAUUUCGCCCACAGGCGCCCCCGAUCACGGAAACCCUGGAGCCUCGACUGCUGGAUGACGUGGUGACGGCACUGUUCCCUGACAGAACCGAUCACGCGCCCCCGACGAUGGCGGAUCCUUUCGAGGAUGACGAGGCUGAUGAGGUCCCUCCUCUAAGAUCGAUGGAGGUUCGUGCGGCUGCGCUCAGGUUGCGGGCCAAGAACACCGCGCCCGGACCAGACGGAGUCCCGGGUCGGGUGCUGACACUGGCGUUGAACCAGUUGGGAGCUCACCUAGCCGAGCUCCUCGACGCCUGUUUAGCGUCGGGUCAGUUCCCGACUUGCUGGAAGGAAGGACGGUUAGUCCUUCUUAGGAAGGAUGGGCGCCCCGCAGAGUCACCCUCUGCCUACCGCCCGAUAGUCCUGCUGGAUGAUACGGGAAAGCUCUUCGAGCGUAUCAUUGCCUCUCGUAUCACCCAGCACUUAUCCAGCGUAGGCCCGGAUCUGUCGGACAACCAAUUCGGGUUCCGAGUGAGCCGAUCGACCAUUGAUGCGGUCACGCGCGUCAAGGCUCUCUCGGAGGAAGCGGUUGUCUCAGGCGGUGUGCUGUUGGCGGUGUCCUUGGACAUCGCCAACGCUUUCAACUCCCUGCCUUUCGACAGCAUCCUUGAGGCAAUCCGGUAUCACCGGCUUCCUCAAUACUUGCGGAGGCUGAUAGAGGUCUACCUAUCUAAUAGGGAGGUCCUUUACGCCGGGCGGGAUGGAACUCUCCAUCGGAGGGCCAUGGAAUGUGGUGUUCCACAGGGGUCGGUCCUGGGACCACUCCUGUGGAACAUUGGGUUCGACUGGACCCUGCGGGGCGAUCUUCCCUCGGGCCUUAACAUCGUCUGUUAUGCAGAUGACACUCUUGUCACGGCCCGGGGGGAGAAUUACGAAGAGGCGGCUGCACUCGCUACAAAUGGCGUCCAGCGAGUUGUGGAGCGCAUUGAGUCGCUGGGCCUAAAGGUGGCCCUCAAUAAAACCGAGGCACUGUGUUUCCACGGUCCUCGGAGGGGGCCACCUGCGGGCGCCUGCAUUGUCAUUGGUGGCUGCCGGGUCGAGAUAAAGCCUCAGAUGAAAUAUCUGGGACUUUAUCUCGAUCCGAAAUGGAAUUUCCGGGAGCACUUCCGGAGAUUGGCUCCCAAGCUUAUCAGUGCGGCGUCUGCGCUUGGGAGGUUGUUGCCCAAUCUGGGAGGACCGAGUAUCACGUGCCGUCGGUUAUACACCGGCGUCGUGCGCUCAAUGGCGCUUUAUGGCGCACCGGUGUGGGUCGGGGCUCUGACUGCUCCGAACAAGACCUUGCUGUACCGUGCACAGCGGGUCAUAGCAGUCAGAGUCAUCCGAGGAUACCGCACCAUCUCGCAUGAGGCAGCGUGUGUCCUUGCGGGCACGCCUCCGUGGGACCUCGAUGCCGAGGUUCUCGCGGAGGUUUAUGUGAGAUGCGCGGAGGCUAAAGCGCAGGGAGAUGGCCCAGAUCCCGAAGACCUGGAUCGCUGGAGGAAGCGCGCUCAACGCAGUCUGCUGCGAAGGUGGAGGCAGCGACUGGAAGAGCCGUGCGCUGGCUUGCGGACUGUGGCGGCUGUUCGCCCAGUCCUGAAGGAAUGGGUGAACCGACGCCACGGUUCGCUCACCUUUAGGCUGGUGCAGAUCCUGUCGGGGCAUGGCAGCUUCGGCAGGUAUCUGUGCCACAUAGCCGGCAGGGAGCCGUUGGCAGUGUGUCACCAUUGCGCUUGCAGUGACGACACCGCCGACCAUACACUGGGGGUCUGUCCAGCAUGGGCGCAACAGCGAGCGGCGCUCGCCUCAGUGGUCGGGAACGACCUCUCGCUGCCAGCCGUGGUCAACGCCAUGGUUGGCAGCAAGAGAGCGUGGGAGGCGAUGGUCUCCUUCUGUGAGGACGUGGUGGCACAGAAGGAGGCUGCCGAACGGACCCGAGAGGACGACCCCCUCUCGGAUCCUAUCCGACGAAGGCGUACUGGGCGGAGAAGGGGGGUAUUUGCUCGCCAACUCUUGCCUAUGAAGCUAAGAAGAACCCAACGCGCGGCGGGUCCGCUCAGAAAACUCUGGGCGGGCAACGGCUUCGGCCACCGUCGGGCAACCCGUAAGCCUGCACUUGGUGGGGUCGCAGGAACGGGGGCCGCCUUCACACUGAGUGGAGGGGGCUGCGAGGAGAUAACCUCUAUAAAAAAUCCGCAGGGAGGAGGCGAAUUCCGCCUUCGCGCGGCUGGAAAUGGAAACGAAUGCGCGCGAUUUGGAGAAGAGAAGGAACUGCCUGCGGAUCCCACCAAUCCGGGGGCGGCCCUCUCUUCUGUUGCUGGAACUAGUGGCUGCUCUAGAGCAGCUGAAAAGCCCCGCAAGGGCAAAACGAAGGAUGGGUCGAUUUUGGACCCGGGACCACUGGUGCUUAGCGGCAAGGACCAGCGGUUGAAGGCACAGGCUCCUAAAACUUAUAAGGGCAAUGUUGAGGGAAGCUUGGAGAGUAGGGAGAAAUGCCUUACCAGGCAGGAGGAGGAGACGGCGGUGCUUGUUUCGGAAGCAGAUUCUGACUGCUCCGGGAUGGACACGGCCAUCUCUUACUCAGAUGGAGGUUCUGUCGCUAGCGGUAGGCGACGUAAUAAGAGGAGUGCCCCGGAUGCGGACAGCAGCGGCGAGUCAUGUGCCAGCUCUAUCAUCACUGCGCCCGCACCGAAAAGCACAGCCAAGCGAGGAAGAGGUAGACCGCCCACCACUGGGCACUACGUCGGCCUUGCAAAGGCGAAGGAGGCCCUUGUCAGUGCUCAACGGGCUGAACUUGAGCUACAGGACGAAUCGGAGGUCCUACAGUCAGCCAGGGAGCUCGCGGCUGUGCCCGCGGACUGCCUCGAAAGACGCGUGGAGAGCGGCGUCAAGGUUAUUCUUGACGUCGCUCGCAAAUCGAAGAACCUUAAGGGCACCUUUGUAAAUGCCCUUAAGAAAGCUGCCACUCAAAUUGAGCAAGCUGUGGCGGCAAUGGCGGAACGGACUUGUGACGAAGAGGUGCGGGUUCUGCGUUCUGAAAACGCAGAACUGAGAAAGAGGGUGGAGAACCUCAGCGAGGAGAUGGUCAAGCUCCGCGAGGACCUCGAACAUCUCUCCGCGGAGCGAACCCGCACCAAUGCGCCCAAGCAACAAUCGGAGGAUAGGAGUAUGGCGGAUCAGCGGGCAGCCAUAAUCAGCGAUAUCGAUCGCAUGAUUGAUAUCAAGCUUGCCAGGCUAGAAAACCGCCUACUCCCACCGUCGGCUUUUCGUCCACCCCUACAGGCGGACCUCAGCAGACCUGCGCCGCAGGCAAGUGGAGCCAAGGCACAGGCUCCCAAGGCAGUGAAAGCGCCAGCAGCCAAGGCAGCCAAAAAGGCUGCGGCAGCAGCGACCCCUCCCACCCCAACGCCCACACGUGGCAAAGCGACCCCUUCACAGGGAUCGCAACCACCAGUGGAGACGUGGAGCGAGGUGGUGCGGAGAGGUAAAAAGGCGAAGAAGGUGCGCAAAGCUGAAGCCAAUCCCGCAGCCCAGACCACGUCUAGCACGCCUCCGGUGAGCCAUGUAGACACUACAAGGCCACGCGGAAAGGCGAUGCCGAAAAAGGCGGGAGGCAGUGGAAAAGCCAAGGCUCUCUUGCGCCCACCAAGAUCAGCCGCGGUCACAUUGACCUUACGGCCAGAGGCGAGUGACGAGGGCUUGACAUAUGCCCAGGUGCUCACGAGGGCGAGAUUGGGAGUAGACCUCAAGCAGCUGGGCAUAGACGGUCUCCGUUUCCGGUUGGCUGCCACGGGAGCUCGCGUUCUAGAAAUCUCCGGUAAGGAGAGUGGAGACAAAGCUGAGCUCCUUGCGGCAAAGUUAAAGGAGGUUCUGCCAGAGGCGGUAAAGGUGACCCGACCUAUAAGGUGCACUGACCUGGUCAUAUCUGGUCUGGAUGACUCUGCCACAGCGGAAAGCAUCACGGCUGCGGUCGUGGAGGCAGGAAAAUGCUCCGCUGAGCAUAUCAGAGUCAGUCCUAUUCGGAUCGGGGUGUUUGGCGUUGGCAGCGCGCUUGUUGAGUGCCCUGUUGAAGCGGCCAAGACAUUGGUAGAGAGCGGGCGACUCCUGGUUGGCUGGAGUGCGACCCGCGUGCGGGCACUGGGGCCUAGGCCAAUGAAGUGUUUUAAAUGCUUCGAAAUUGGGCAUACUGGGCUCCAGUGUCAGUCGCAGGUAGAUCGCAGCCGGAACUGCUUCCGGUGCGGCCAGGAGGGUCACAUGGCGGCGUCAUGCACCGGCGAUCUCCACUGCCCCAUUUGCAAGGCUGCAGGCAAGCCUGCAAACCACACAACUGGGGGUCGGAAAUGCGCACGGCCGAAGACCGGCAAGAAAGGGACUGUCAGGACCCCAGUCUCCUCCAGCCAAACACCGAGGGAGCCGCCACGGGAGGACCUGCUCAUGCAAACCAUGCUACAGUGGUCAAGCAACGUGGCCGUCAUCGCAGAGCCUUACUUUGUGUCUCCCCAGCCCAAUUGGGUCGGCGACCCGUGUAACUCUGUGGCAAUUGUCGUGGCUACUGGUCCGGGCUCUAUGCCCCUAUCCGUCCGGGACAGGGAGCCCGGAUUUGUGUCCGCCUCCUGGGGCGAGUAUUUGGUUUUCGGGAUCUACUUCUCUCCCAACGCUCCGUUGGCUGAGUACCAGCUUUUCCUAGAUCGCUUGGGAAUAGCUGUCAGGAGGGCAACUCAGUCCAACGUGAUCGUGCUGGGCGAUUUCAAUGCCCACAGCACGACAUGGGGAUCCCCGGAGACCAAUGAUCGCGGCGAAGCGGUCGAGGAGUGGGCGGCGUUGUGCGGCCUUGUGCUGCUCAACCGUGGCUCAACCGACACGUGGGUGCGACGGCAGAGCGGGUCCAUAGUGGACUUAACGUUCGCUAGCCCUGCCUUAGCAUCGCGCGUGUCGAAUUGGCGGGUUCUGGAUGAUGUGGAGACACUCUCGGACCACCGCUACAUUACGUUCGAGGUCGCCACAUCAUCUAGUGAUUCCAUCUCCCGUCGGGAUAGGGAAGCCAGACCAUCGGUCUUCCCGAGGUGGUCACUCGCGCGCCUCAAUGAGGAGCUGCUGGAGGAGGCUGCAAUUGUCCAGGCAUGGACUAUGCAGCCCGUUGAUCCAGCAGAGGUGCACGAGGGUGCCCUCAGAUUCAGGGAGGUUCUCACGCAGAUAUGCGACGCGGCUAUGCCUCGUGCGAAGAGGCAGCCCCCAAGGCGAGCGGUAUACUGGUGGACUCAAGAUAUAGCUGAGCUGCGCAAAGCUUGCGUUGCGGCGCGUCGCGAGUUCACCAGAUACCGGAGACUGCAGAGUCGCAGCGAAGAAAGGGAGGACCUGCUGCAUAACAUCUACAGCCAGUCCAAAAAGACCCUUCAACUGGCAAUCAGCAGGUCCAAAACCCUCUCCAGGCAGGAGAUGCUGGAGGAUCUCAACAGGGAUCCGUGGGGACGCCCGUACCGUGCGGCGAGAUGCAAAUUUCGCCCACAGGCGCCCCCGAUCACGGAAACCCUGGAGCCUCGACUGCUGGAUGACGUGGUGACGGCACUGUUCCCUGACAGAACCGAUCACGCGCCCCCGACGAUGGCGGAUCCUUUCGAGGAUGACGAGGCUGAUGAGGUCCCUCCUCUAAGAUCGAUGGAGGUUCGCGCGGCUGCGCUCAGGUUGCGGGCCAAGAACACCGCGCCCGGACCAGACGGAGUCCCGGGUCGGGUGCUGACACUGGCGUUGAACCAGUUGGGAGCUCACCUAGCCGAGCUCCUCGACGCCUGUUUAGCGUCGGGUCAGUUCCCGACUUGCUGGAAGGAAGGACGGUUAGUCCUUCUUAGGAAGGAUGGGCGCCCCGCAGAGUCACCCUCUGCCUACCGCCCGAUAGUCCUGCUGGAUGAUACGGGAAAGCUCUUCGAGCGUAUCAUUGCCUCUCGUAUCACCCAGCACUUAUCCAGCGUAGGCCCGGAUCUGUCGGACAACCAAUUCGGGUUCCGAGUGAGCCGAUCGACCAUUGAUGCGGUCGCGCGCGUCAAGGCUCUCUCGGAGGAAGCGGUUGUCUCAGGCGGUGUGCUGUUGGCGGUGUCCUUGGACAUCGCCAACGCUUUCAACUCCCUGCCUUUCGACAGCAUCCUUGAGGCAAUCCGGUAUCACCGGCUUCCUCAAUACUUGCGGAGGCUGAUAGAGGUCUACCUAUCUAAUAGGGAGGUCCUUUACGCCGGGCGGGAUGGAACUCUCCAUCGGAGGGCCAUGGAAUGUGGUGUUCCACAGGGGUCGGUCCUGGGACCACUCCUGUGGAACAUUGGGUUCGACUGGACCCUGCGGGGCGAUCUUCCCUCGGGCCUUAACAUCGUCUGUUAUGCAGAUGACACUCUUGUCACGGCCCGGGGGGAGAAUUACGAAGAGGCGGCUGCACUCGCUACAGAUGGCGUCCAGCGAGUUGUGGAGCGCAUUGAGUCGCUGGGCCUAAAGGUGGCCCUCAAUAAAACCGAGGCACUGUGUUUCUACGGUCCUCGGAGGGGGCCACCUGCGGGCGCCUGCAUUGUCAUUGGUGGCUGCCGGGUCGAGAUAAAGCCUCAGAUGAAAUAUCUGGGACUUUAUCUCGAUCCGAAAUGGAAUUUCCGGGAGCACUUCCGGAGAUUGGCUCCCAAGCUUAUCAGUGCGGCGUCUGCGCUUGGGAGGUUGUUGCCCAAUCUGGGAGGACCGAGUAUCACGUGCCGUCGGUUAUACACCGGCGUCGUGCGCUCAAUGGCGCUAUAUGGCGCACCGGUGUGGGUCGGGGCUCUGACUGCUCCGAACAAGACCUUGCUGUACCGUGCACAGCGAGUCAUAGCAGUCAGAGUCAUCCGAGGAUACCGCACCAUCUCGCAUGAGGCAGCGUGUGUCCUUGCGGGCACGCCUCCGUGGGACCUCGAUGCCGAGGUUCUCGCGGAGGUUUAUGUGAGAUGCGCAGAGGCUAAAGCGCAGGGAGAUGGCCCAGAUCCCGAAGACCUGGAUCGCUGGAGGAAGCGCGCUCAACGCAGUCUGCUGCGAAGGUGGAGGCAGCGACUGGAAGAGCCGUGCGCUGGCUUGCGGACUGUGGCGGCUGUUCGCCCAGUCCUGAAGGAAUGGGUGAACCGACGCCACGGUUCGCUCACCUUUAGGCUGGUGCAGAUCCUGUCGGGGCAUGGCAGCUUCGGCAGGUAUCUGUGCCACAUAGCCGGCAGGGAGCCGUUGGCAGUGUGUCACCAUUGCGCUUGCAGUGACGACACCGCCGACCAUACACUGGGGGUCUGUCCAGCAUGGGCGCAACAGCGAGCGGCGCUCGCCUCAGUGGUCGGGAACGACCUCUCGCUGCCAGCCGUGGUCAACGCCAUGGUUGGCAGCAAGAGAGCGUGGGAGGCGAUGGUCUCCUUCUGUGAGGACGUGGUGGCACAGAAGGAGGCUGCCGAACGGACCCGAGAGGACGACCCCCUCUCGGAUCCUAUCCGACGAAGGCGUACUGGGCGGAGAAGGGGGGUAUUCGCUCGCCAACUCUUGCCUAGUUAG
Messenger RNA from Pectinophora gossypiella (pink bollworm), 8670 nucleotides. RefSeq lists its product as uncharacterized. Gene Ontology annotation, molecular function: nucleic acid binding; catalytic activity; zinc ion binding. The coding region runs from base 1 to 8670 and encodes 2889 amino acids. The record is from RefSeq and is a predicted model, not a curated record. The transcript has 4 exons. Lineage: Eukaryota; Metazoa; Arthropoda; Insecta; Lepidoptera; Gelechiidae.